AUGCCCAAGUUCGUGAGGCGGCAGCCUCUCGCGGAACGUAUCAAGGGCUACCUGAACCCCUACGACUUCCUCCUGUGGCUGUCAGAAGAACUUGAGUCCAAUGGCUGGGAUCAACUGGAAAAAGAAUGGGCUGCACCCAUUGGUAUUGCCUUGAAUGUCAUUUUUGUCAUUGCGAGGGCCAAUUCCAAAUCCAAAUCGACCAGUUAUGAUGAUGUGUUUGGCGAUAUUCCAGGGGUGGCGUGGACAACCUGGCUGGCUACCUUCAUUGUUCACUUCUUGACAUUGUUCUGUACUGUCAAUGCUACCUACACCUUUUGGCGGAAAAGACAUUAUCGUCUGUUCGAAACAUCCGUCGACGACGUGCCGAGCACCCCUUCCGCCAAACGAGUGCGAGUCGAUUCAUCACCGGUCUCCUCCUCUCCACUGCAAUACCUGUCGCGCAUCAUAGGAACAGAGUCAGCUCGGUCAAGGGCACAUCCUGAUCCAACAAGAGACGUCUGGGAAGUCGCAGUCUGGGACCCUUUACCUAUAUCCCUACGCUUGUUCUGCUAUUUCAGUCCUGGCCACAUCCUCGUGUACUGGCUGUUCCUACCUACUCUCCCUUCCGACCCUAGACCUAGCGUCACAAUUGCAACGGCCAUGUUUGUCGCAAUGCUCCUCUCCGCACAGCUUUCCUUGCUUCAGUUAAGCUAUUCCGCUCAGGUCAAAGACUCGGCCUUGAUCUCUAAAGAAGUAUUGCAUGAGUACGACACAAAAUAUGUGAGACCACGAACUCAGCCACUGUAUCGAGAUGUGGGGACUCAGUUCAGUGAACAAGCUUCAUACAGCGCGAGUCGCGACGAAAAGUACAAUAAGGUCGACGUCUAUACACCUAUGGUGGUGAUCAAUCGUGGUUUCAGACCCAAUCCAAAUCCCAACUACGCGCAGUAUACAGAUCCCGACACAGCAAUAGCCAGUACCAAUGUUCGACAACGCCUAACUACCCCGGAUCUCCGUUCACCGAUCCACAAUACCAACCCCGGCACGGCCGUGAGGCCUCUGGGAGGAAUGCGCCAACCAAAUUUUCGACCAACUGCAACUGGGGGCGAGGGUGGAAGUCUUGGUGUAUAUUCUCAUGCUGCAUCUCCUCUUCGGAAAAUGAAACGAAGUGCCAUUUUCUACGCCGACGGUAUCGACGACCGGCAACCGCAGCACGUUGCAGAGCGGAGUGCCGAGGGCAUAUCGAUCUUCGAUGAAGACCAUCGCUCUCAGAGAGGGUUUCACUCCUACAAGGUGAAGACUGUGCCGGAGCUUGAUGCUGUGCACGACGUCUCAAGCCGCUUGGAUCGCCGAAAUCGUGGCUUUUUGGACGAUUACUCGGUUCAAAAGGUCAAAAAAGGCACCGCAGCCACCGCAACCACCGGUUCGGAGAUGCACCGCUUUGUCAACAGCGAUGACUACCUUCUCGCCCGUGGUGCGAACCCCCGAACCGGAGUUGUUACGCCAGGAUCCCACAGCGCUAGUGGCUCCGUUGACCGGAACCAAAAUGACUUGUCUAGGAUUGGGAGCCAAGUACCCUCGAGUCGAUGGCGGCAAAGAGGUGACCAAUGGGUCAGCUUGGGUCUAGAUGAGCCAACGCCCCAGCCAACGUCGUUGAUAGAUGAGCCUUUGGAGCAUCAAUAUCAACCUCUGAGGGUACCACAGAAGCUCGCAACCCAGGAAAACCGGGAUUCAUUGCUUGAUCAUGGGAGAGGUGAAGAUGUGUCUGCGAUCAAUCUAGCCUACGUUCCUGGAGAAAACCCUUAUCUUCAUCAGAAGUCGCUGGGAGUUGAUGUGAAAGAGGAUGUUGGUGUUCAACAAGCCAAUAUACAGGACGGUAUAACCAUCAACAGACCCAUUAAGCGGAAGCCUGUUGGGAGUCCUCCAGCUGGAAACGCAAUUAAUCCAGGAGCGCAUCCUCAGCGAGGGACAAGCGGAAGCACAGACACCGUCCGAAGGAACCCCAUAUUCAGCAGCGAAGUACGGUUCUCCUCUGCGCCUGAUAUUGUGAAGGGACGCUUGUUCCGACCUUACACAAUGGAGAAGACUCUACCAAAGAUUCCGACCUCUAGCUCAGAUACUGCAAGUCAAACUGGGGAGUCUCCUUUUUUAGGAGUUCCACAAGCAGACCAGCAAGUAGACUGCCAAAAUUCAAAAAUCUCAAACAUCUCUGGCCAUCAUACAGUCGAAAAAGAACUACCAUGUCUGCCGACGAACAAUGGCCAAUCCUGGUCGAUCCCGGAGCAGACACCGUACCCGAUUACUCCAGAGGGAGUGAAAGAAACGAGCAUGACGGCAUUUCAGUCCUUGCACAGCGCGCCUCCGAAGGGGCCGAGGGCAAGCGACUUCGUGCAUCCACACGGUCGCAGGAGGAAGCCAAUGUACCCAAUAGCCCCGGAGGCGACGCGCCUCAAACCUAUGGGGGAGAGAGUGAUGCCAAUCCCAGAGUACGACAACCCCCCGAAGCUCCUAUUGCCGUCGACGCAGACCUGUGGUCUCAAAGUCGAAGGACCAAGGGCUCCGCCCCUACGGGGAGUAAAACCUCUAAAUGGAACGAGACAGAACCUCAAUCCACUGUCGAAUAUCACUACCAUGUCCACAGACAUAUCUAUGGAUGCGCGCCGUCUUCAAAGGCCCAGCCGGCCACUUCGACAGCCGCAGCCGCCCGACUAUUGGAUAGCGAGCCAUGGCCAGCAGGCUUUCCACCCGAAACCACUUCCGUUAACUGGCACAGACACCAUCAUGAACAACAACAUGAACCCGAAUGCCGAUGCCUUCAUGCCAGUCCCAAUGCCAAGGAUCAGGCCCAGGGAAGCAGCACGGCCCCCAUUGCUCACAAGGGAGGAGAUGUACUGGGUACCCAGAAUCGUGCCGAUAAGCAAUCAGCCAGAAUCAAGAGACGUAAAAACCCGCCAGAUGUUGAUGUCACAGAGUGUGGAGCCUGGAGCAGGAGAACACGGAUUCGUGACAGAAACGAGCCUGAUGCCAAAACCACUGAAACUACGAUUACAACCCUUCCAAGGGCCCGUCGCGUCGAAGGAUACAAAACCCCAGCACGCAGCAGUGAGCGCGAGCAGCGCCGGCCUGAAGAGGAAAUGCAGCCAUUGCAACCAGGACGUCAAGCUUCUCAAUUCGGAUAGUGUCACCCCUAUGUCCGCCCUCCAGAAGGACGUCGCCAAAGCAAGCGUGGGUACUAAACGUUUGCAUCCAAACAGAAGCCCACUGCCAGAAUUGCGCCAGGAUGUAGCUCCACAACAAAACGCAGAAGCCCAAAAAGAUAUCAUGAGUCACUUGCACGACAACGUCAAUGUCGUCGAUGAACGUGAUCAUACUAUCUGCUGCCCCGAGUGCUGCAAACAAGAUUGUCAUGAAGGUUGUCUCGGACACCCGAGCCCGACAUGGCCAUCUAGUGGUAUGAGCAACCUCUAUUUGGACGCUCAGGGUCCAAUCAGUUCUAGUGAUUUGGAAACGCAAGACCAUUUGGAGAUGGAGAAGCCUCAAGAGAGAGGCAGGUUCACUCGGCUUGCUGACCUCAAACCUGUACUGAAGAGGUCGCAUAAAGAGGAAGAGGUAACCAAGUCUGGUAACUAUAUUCAGGCAGCCUUGUCUAAAGCUGGCGCUAGUGAGUUGACUAUGCACCCACCAACACCUUCGAUGAAAUCUGUUCAUGACUCGGUCAACUGGCUACCUGGUGCAGUGGCAGCAGCCGUGAGCGCCAUGGAGCCACCAUGGCAGAAAAGAAUGAAACAGCCGUUGGCGGCGGCAUUCGGUGCCAUCGAGGUAUCACAACACAGAGUUUCUGCGCCACGCCCAGCUGUCCAUAGAAGGAAAAGAAGUUCAAGCUUACCCAUUAUUGGGACCGGCGUCACUUCACGCCCCAGUAAUAGGGACACUCAAUAUCUCCGCGCCGCAAGCGGUGGCUCUCGGCUCCGCGUUACCACACCUCUCGCCUUCGCAAUGGCCUGCUCCAAGUCAAGUAAGGAUGGCCAUUCGAAAAGCCGCAAUGUCAGUGGUGCGAGCUCCACUACGAUCGAGCUGCAGGUCCCGAAUCUUUUAUCGCUGGGAUCCUAUGGCAGUUGUGUCCUCAUACCACUUCAAGCUGGCCAGAUGUGGAUUCGCAAUCACCCUCAGAUCGUUACCGUUGGGAAGGAAAUGGGUCAGAGAUGCUGGGCAAUGGCGCAACUCAUGACAAAGACGGGGUGGCGUCUAUGGGCGAUGAUGUUUGUAUACUCCAAGACUGGGAAGAUCAAAUUCCAUGUCAGCAAAGGGGAGACGGCCGGUGGAUUUGUACUGGACAUGGGCAGGAGCCUGCUUUACUUGAUCAUCUUUGCUGCAUUGAGCACGCUAGCUAUGCGUGUAUUGGGAAUGGUGGCAGGAUUGCUGGGAAUCAUCGCGUGGAUUGUCCGGACCGUAUUCUGGGUGUUGAAGGGUAUCUUGGGGGUUGCAAAGGUGAAAUAG
Molecule: messenger RNA, 4476 nt
Organism: Fonsecaea nubica
Lineage: Eukaryota; Fungi; Ascomycota; Eurotiomycetes; Chaetothyriales; Herpotrichiellaceae
Exons: 3
Coding region: 1-4476 (1491 amino acids)
Biological process (GO): maintenance of rDNA; regulation of exit from mitosis
Source: RefSeq, a predicted model, not a curated record